Peromyscus leucopus (white-footed mouse) is the source of this 2496-nucleotide messenger RNA. RefSeq names its product NXPE family member 4-like. The coding region runs from base 387 to 2018 and encodes 543 amino acids. The record is from RefSeq and is a predicted model, not a curated record. The transcript has 6 exons. Lineage: Eukaryota; Metazoa; Chordata; Mammalia; Rodentia; Cricetidae.
CUUCCGGUCUUUCUUUCCUUGCUCUGCUGUUGCUCUGCUGUCUUGACUUGCACUGUGCUCUCCCUCUCUCUCUCCCUCUCUCUCUCCCUCUCUCUCUUCCUCUCCCUCCCUCCCUGCCUCCCUCCCUCUGCCUCUCUCUCUUCCUCCCCUUCUCCCUUUUCUCCCCCCUCCCUUGCUCUUCUUUCUCUGUCAGUCAAUAAAGUUUUACCACAUUGCACAAAUACAAAGCUCUCAUUGUUAACUACAUUAAUUUUGAAAGUUAAAAUAGGCCAAAGAAGGAGGACAUAUCACACCUGUCUUUCUAGACAACCAGAACACUAGAGCAUCCAGUGGAAAAAGAAAAGGCUGUUCCAGAUAGACGAAAAGGAGGAAGGACAGUUCAAACCAUGAAAACAAUGACCAGUCGUAAGGCACUGUGGGUGCUGCUGUUGAUAGUUAUCUUCUGGGUCUCAUUCACGGUUUUCAGAAACCCAUUAAAGAUAUGGGUUCAGUUCAAGUUGCCUGUGCCCUUGAGUCGCUGGAAUUUGGUCACAACAUCCUCAUGCCCUACAGUGCCUCUGAACCUACCGGUUUCUCCAAAAGGGACAGAGCUGAGAGUCAGGGAGGUCCUAGAGAAACUAGACCAACAGAUCCCUCCCAGGCCUUUUACCCACCUCAACACCACCACCAGUGCCACACACAGCACAGCCACCAUCCUCAACCCUCGAGACACACACUGCGUGGGGGACAAAGUGGAUGUGCUGUUGGAAGCCAGGGACCACCUGGGACACAGGAAGGAGUAUGGUGGAGACUUCCUGAGGGCCAGGAUGUCCUCCCCAGCCCUGAAGGCAGGAGCUUCUGGAAAGGUGACAGACUUCAACAAUGGCACCUACCUAGUCAGCUUCACUCUGUUCUGGGAGGGCCCGGUGGCCCUGUCUGUCCUGCUCAUCCAUCCCAGUGAAGGGGUGUCAGCUCUCUGGAGAGCAAGGAAACAGGGCUACGACAGAGUCAUCUUCACCGGCCGGUUUGUAAAUGGAACCUCUCAGGUCCACACUGAGUGUGCCUUGGUUCUAAACUCAAGUGUCGAGCUGUGCCAAUAUCUGGAUGCCCAGGACCAAGAAGCAUUCUACUGUGUGAAGCCUCCAAAUGUACCCUGUGCGGCUCUUACCCACAUGAAAUCAAAGAACAAGGAAGUUUCCUAUCUUAGUCAGCAAGAGAGGAGCCUCUUUGAAAGGUCAAAUAUAGGUGUGGAGAUUAUGGGAAAAUCCAAUGUGAUUAGUGUCUCCAAAUGCAACAAAAAAGCUGUUCCAGCAAAAGAGAGAUGUAAGCUCCGGAAGGCAUCUGCAGUCCCCAGUGGGCAUGUCUGGAAAAACACCUGGACUCCAGCCUCCUGUAGUUUGGCUCCAAUCAAAAUGAAGGACUGCCUGAGAGGAAAAUUCAUCUAUCUGAUGGGUGACUCCACAAUCCGGCAGUGGAUGGAAUACUUCAAAAGCAGUGUCAACACACUGAGGUCUGUGGAUCUGCAUGAGACUGGAAAACUGCAACACCAACUCGCUGUGGACUUGGAUGAGAACAUCAAAAUCCAGUGGAAAAAACACGGUUACCCCUUUAUUGGGUCAUUGGUCUACUCUGUCAAAGAGAUGGAGUACAUUGCACGGAUAAUUGACAGAACUGGAGGAGAGAAAAACACGGUCAUUGUCAUUUCUCUGGGUCAGCAUUUCAGACCUUUCCCCAUUGACCUUUUCAUCCGAAGAGCCCUCAAUGUCCACAAAGCUCUUCAGCGUCUUCUCCUGAGAAGCCCAGACACUAUGGUUGUCCUCAAAACAGAAAACAUCAGGGAGAUGAGCAGUGAUGUGGAAAGACUAGCUGACUUCCAUGGUUACACCCAGUACCUUGCCUUAAAAGAUAUUUUCCAGGAUCUCAAUGUGGGUGUCAUUGAUGCCUGGGAUAUGACAAUUGCAUAUGGCACAAAUGAUGUCCAUCCACCACAGCAUGUGGUUGGAAGUCAAAUUAAUAUAUUCUUAAAUUAUAUUUGCUAGCAAACACAUAACUCUGAAAGUCACUCAUUGAAGUUCAAAGAUGAAGUGAAUUCUGCCGGUGUGUCAGGUACCAGGAUGUCCGAGUUAGUCCAAGGAGUUAGUCUGCACUGUGGUCCCUGUGAUUCACCCAGUUCAGCCUGACAAGGCCCUAGACUGGGCAUCGGCUUCAAGUUGAAGCUCAAAAGAAUCAAUGAAUGGUCCUCCCUUUUUUGAUCAGGUCCUCUCUUUUCUGAUCAGAGCCACACUGCUCUUCAUCAACUGGAAGUUAGGAUUCCCUUUGGUGGGACCUUCUCCCUGUUGCUGUGACUCCAGGAAAAUGAAGUAAUUUUGUAUAAAAUUUUUAAAGGUUUUGAUUCAAUCUUUAAAUAUUUUUGUGGAGACUUUUUACAUCCAUGUUCAUCAGGGAAAUUGUUCUGUACUUUUUUCUUGGUUGUGUCUCAAAGUUUGACAUCAGGACAAUACAGACUUCAGAGAAAGA